Molecule: messenger RNA, 2869 nt
Organism: Dendronephthya gigantea
Lineage: Eukaryota; Metazoa; Cnidaria; Anthozoa; Malacalcyonacea; Nephtheidae
Product: PDZ domain-containing protein 7-like
Exons: 13
Coding region: 353-2869 (838 amino acids)
Cellular component (GO): cilium; plasma membrane; stereocilium tip
Molecular function (GO): protein binding
Source: RefSeq, a predicted model, not a curated record
UAUAGUUGCUGCUUCCUCGACUGCAGCCAUGAACACAAGUUACCCGACUGUCGCUUCCCACCCCCCACGAAUACUACGCAACAAUGCGUGGAAUUUGAUAUAUGUAUGGUAAUGAUCUCAGAUGAUCUUUCAGUCUGCAAACAAAUCUAUUAUAAUGUAAACUCGAUCACCAUGACUUGGUCGCCAUAUAAACGACGCUUAAUAAAGGGCAAUUACUGAACUACAAAGGUGUUGUAUUAUGGCCGAAAUAACUUAAAAAAACAUCGUUUUCUCGGCGUGAUCUGUCCCCCACUGUCGAGGUAGGGUAUUCUAUUCAUGUAUGGUGUAAAGGUGUAACAAAUUAUUUCAAAACAUGUCGAAUACAAGCCCACGAAACGCCGAAACAUUAAGGAAAUUUCAACGGGACGUUUCAAGAUUGUUGACCGACACGGACAGGGAUUAUCUUCACGACCUUCUGAAAGAUUUUCAUUCCAGUAGGUCGGUGGAACAUUUGGUUACUAGCUUAAAGUCAUGUCUUGAUACGCCGAAGAAGCUGGACUUGCUCGUUGACAUACGUAACCUAUUGCCAGCCAGCUACAGAAACAAGUUCGAUAACUUAGCACCGUACAAUAUGAUGUCAAAGCCAUUCCGUCCUCCUAGUCAAACAGAGAUGCAUAAAUCACACAGCACAAACUCAUUGAAGUCGCGAAGAAACGGUAGCUUUCGUGUGGUGAACAUUCAGAAACCAACUCCGGAUUCUAGUUUGGGAUUCUCGAUACGUGGCGGUCGGGAGUUCGGUACUGGUGUAUAUAUUUCUAACGUUGACGAAAACACUAUGGCGCUCAAGGAAGGAUUGCAAGUUGGCGACCAAGUUAUCGAAUGUAAUGGUAUCGAUUUUGAAAAUAUCACCCACAGUUCAGCGGUCAAGUUGUUAUCUGGUAUUAGUAAAGUGAAGUUGGUAGUGAAAUCGGAAGGCAGAGUACCUGAGUUUAAUGAAAUAAAAGCUGGUUUUUCAUGGGUUGAUAGCCAUGGUUUACCAGUUGAAGACGUGGUGAACGACAGUGAUAAUAGCGAUAAGGCCAGUAGCGGGCAUCAUAGUCUCGAGUUUCAACCGAAUAUCAAUCUUCUGAAUAGUGUUGACGAGAAGAGGAUAAAUUUUGUAAUUGAUUCUGAAAACAAUGAAUUUAUUGGAUUCAAUAUCCGAGGGGGGAACGAGUAUGGAUUGGGGAUUUAUGUUUCAAAAGUUGACAGAGGAUCCGUGGCAGAGCACGCUGGACUGCAAGUUGGAGACCUCAUACUGAAUGUCAAUGGUACAAGUUUUGAAAGUAUUGCGCAUCAAGACGCAGUUAACCUUUUAAAAUCCCAGCAGCACAUCAUAAUGACUGUGAAGUCGGUUGGAAUAUUGCCUGCCUCACAACUGUUUUAUUCCGAUGUGUGUUGGAUAUACCCAGACGGGACCAAGGCAAAUGUUUCCCACGAGACAAGACAGAAUAUGUCGACGCUAUCUGUACCAGAUACACGUUUUCAAGAAGCUUUGCGUAGGGACUCCAGUGUUCAAGUAGACUUGAUAGAGCUCAGUCCAUCUCCAAGUCUUUCAAGAUCAGAGAUUGGCAUUCAGGCCGAGAUCCCUGUGAAGGAUAUACAAAUUGAAGUUUCAGAAUCUGAGCUAUAUGAAUCACCCAAAGAAGCGUUGCUCGAAAAAAAGCCCGCGAAAACUCCACAAGAAAUAUCCAUCCAAACUGACCCUCCCCAGGCUUCUGAACCGAGUCCUUAUGACGUCAUACAAGCGGCCAGUCCUUACGUCACGAGUCUCAACACGAAGACGGCGAAGCUAAAAAGUGGCGAUGAUGAAUCAACUGGAAGUGUGAAUGAGCGCAGUUCGAACGGAAGUGGCGUGAGCGGCGAUGACUUGCUGAGUCGAUCAGGUGACAACGAAGAUGGAAGCCAUAGGAAGAGCGAUAAACGAAAAGUGAAAAAGUCCAAGUCGUUCUUGCAAAAACAAGGGGACAAAAUCAAAGCGAAGCUGAGCUUUAGGAAGAAGGGAGAUCAGAAGCAUAAAGUCCGCAAGAAAGGUUACAAAGAAAUUAUGAAUCAUGUUGAUAACAGAUGUAAAAACCUUCUUGACGACAUUGAUUAUAACACGGUCAUGACGGAAAUUAAAUCGUAUAAGGACCAAGAAGUGGAUGUCGAAGGACUGGUGAAUAAUUUGCUGGUAACACUGGACACUCCGAGAAAGGCUAUUCUUCUCAGAGAUAUCAGGGGUGUUAUUCUUCCCUAUGACGUCGGAAGAUUUGAUGCGAUGAUUUCAAAUCGGGAGGUUGAAGCUCUGGAGUUUUACGGCAAUAAGGCCCCAGCCUCUCCUGUCCUGGAAGACAAUGAAAUCACUACAAAACCAAAGAAGACCUUGGUUGAAGCUGUGCAAGACAGCCACGGUAAUUUCCAUCUCCGUACUCGAAGCGAAGCUGAGCAAAUCAAGAAAACACGCGAGGAACUAAAGAAAGAACGUCUUGCUUUAAAAGUCCAAGGAUCGUCUAUCUUAGAGCGAGAAGCGAAGAAGAGUGGACACGAUGAUAGAGCAUCUUGGUCAAAUGAAAAUGCUAACAAUAAUAUUGAGAUGGGACCGAUGAUACAAGUUAUCGAUGCCUCGGCUGAUUCUCCCCACCUCAGCACCUUUGGCGUGCCCUCACCUCCUCCUAUAUUGACCCCAGACCUCCCAGCCGUGGAGGUCGACGACACGUCCUUCACAAAUCCAGCGAGCAGUUCAGAGUUUGGAAGUUUCCUGACAGUCCCUGAUCGAGUCUCUGUUGAAUACAAAGAAGCCGAAAAGCAACAGCUCAGUUUUGAACUGCCGAAGAUACGCACAAGCAUGGGUAGGUGCCGGUUAGAUUAG